GCGCUCACUUCAGCAUUCCGUCCCCCCAAUUCCGUGUGUCUUAUUAAGGCUGCCUCCCGCCAAUGUCUUCCACGCGCCUCCUGAGCAGCGUGUGUGAGGGACUCGUCACGAUGACAGGAGUAAAGGCUCCGUAACAGCUCCGCUUCCUGCCCGGCCGGCGGAGCUGCUGCUGCAGUAGUUAGUUGCUUUCCUGAGGGGAAACUCUUCAGGAGAGACACAGAAAGAGAAACGAUUCCCGCCAGCGUUCCUUUCUCUACACCAAGUUUUCAGCCCAGCCUCCCAGACUUGGUGAAGAAAUGGACCAGGAUGGCAUUGAUCUUCACAGAAUUUCCCGCCAACCAUACACUGGCAGUUCAUUGAAUGGGGUGGAAUUUCUGCCAGAAGAUUUUGAGGAUACUCCGCAUGAAACAACAAUGAGGGUGAAUGAUAAAUACUCCACGCUACCUGCAGAGGAGAAGGGGAUUCACAUUAUCAACAUCAGAGCAAUCGAAGAUAUAGGAUAUGUUCGCACAGAAAGCACGAUAUUAAAUUCCUUGUCACAAGAUCCAGAUGCCAACUGCAAAUAUGGCCUUUAUUUUAAAGAUGGGAAAAGGAAAGUGGAUUAUAUCCUGGUUUACCACUACAAGAAGUCCUCUUUCAGCAGAACGCUCACCCGCCGCAUCAAUUUCAGUGACUUGCCACCUCGAAGCAUCAAACAAGAGCAGCCACUUCCUGGAAAAGGAGGGCAGAUUAAUGUGGAUGAAAGUGAACCCCACAUGGACUACCAUGAAGAUGACAAGAGAUUUCGCAGAGAGGAGUAUGAAAGUAACCUUAUGCAGGCAGGCCUUGAGUUGGAAAGAGAUGAAGAUACAAAAAUACAUGGGCUUGGAUUUGUAAAAAUACACACACCAUGGAAUGUAUUAUGUCGGGAAGCAGAAUUUAUGAAGCUGAAGAUGCCCACAAAAAAGAUGUAUCAAAUUCAUCAACCACAUGGCCUUUUGAAAAAAAUUAAUUCUGUAAUUCAAAAAAUAACAGAGCCUAUCCAGCCUAAAGUGGCAGAACACAAGCAACAGACAGUGAAACGCCUCUCUUACCCUUUCUCCAGGGAGAAACAACACUUAUUUGACCUCUCUGACAGAGAUUCCUUUUUUGACAGUAAAACCAGGAGUACCAUAGUUUAUGAAAUAUUGAAAAGGACUACAUGCACCAAAGCCAAAUACAGCAUGGGGCAAGGAGAGGGAAGAAAGAAGGAAACUACCCUUUUAAAUAAAAGGCGAAAAUGUGGUAAAUAUGGGAUCACCAGUCUGCUUGCCAAUGGCGUUUACACUGCUGCAUAUCCCUUGCAUGAUGGUGAUUAUGAAGGUGAACACGUUGAACCCAAUGACAGAAAACUCCUGUGUGAGGAAUGGGCAAGCUAUGGAGUCUUCUAUAAGUACCAACCAAUUGAUCUAGUAAGAAAGUACUUUGGUGAAAAGAUUGGACUGUACUUUGCCUGGCUUGGUGUGUAUACACAAAUGCUGAUUCCAGCUUCCAUUGUGGGGAUUAUCGUGUUUCUGUAUGGCUGUGCAACUGUGGAUGAAAAUAUACCAAGCAUGGAGAUGUGUGACCAAAGAAACAAUAUCACCAUGUGCCCCUUAUGUGACUCAACAUGUAGCUUCUGGAAAUUGAGUUCUGCCUGUGCCACAGCUCGGGCAAGCCAUCUAUUUGACAAUCCAGCAACUGUCUUCUUCUCCGUCUUCAUGGCUCUUUGGGCUGCUACAUUCAUGGAACACUGGAAGAGAAAACAAAUGCGUCUGAACUAUAGAUGGGAUCUGACUGGGUUUGAAGAAGAGGAAGAGGCAGUCAAGGACCAUCCAAGGGCUGAGUAUGAAGCUAAAGUAUUAAAGAAAUCACUAAAGAAAGAAUACAAAAAUAAAGAGAAGGGCCAGCAAUUGCCAGAAGAGGCAGCAAACAAAUGGCAACAAAGAGUUAAGAGAGUCAUGGCUGGGGUGAAAUUGACUGAAAAAGAAAAACUGACAUGGAAAGAUCGUUUUCCUGCCUACUUGACAAACUUUGUGAGCAUUAUUUUCAUGAUUGGGCUGACAUUUGCUAUUGUUUUUGGAGUUAUCAUAUACCGAAUCUCCACUGCAGCAGCUUUAGCCAUCAGCUCCUCUCCAGGUGGCCGGUCUAAUAUCAGAGUAACUGUCACAGCAACUGCAGUGAUUAUCAAUCUGGUGGUUAUUAUAAUCUUGGAUGAAGUUUAUGGCUGCAUUGCCAGAUGGUUGACACAGAUUGAGGUUCCAAAAACAGACAAGAAUUUUGAGGAACGUCUUAUCUUCAAGGCCUUCCUUCUGAAAUUUGUCAAUGCCUACACUCCCAUUUUCUAUGUUGCUUUCUUCAAAGGACGAUUUGUUGGACGCCCAGGGAAGUAUGUCUACAUUUUUCAGUCUUUUCGAAUGGAAGAGUGUGCUCCUGGUGGUUGUCUAAUGGAACUGUGUAUACAGCUCAGUAUUAUUAUGCUUGGCAAACAGUUGAUUCAGAACAACCUCUUUGAAAUUGGCAUCCCGAAAAUGAAAAAAUUAAUAAGAUAUUUGAAGCUGAAACAACACCAUCCUAUGGACUAUGAAGAGCAUAUGAAGAAAAAGCAACGUUACGAAGUAGAUUAUAACCUGGAGCCUUUUGCUGGCCUUACUCCAGAAUACAUGGAAAUGAUUAUCCAGUUCGGGUUCGUUACCCUGUUUGUUGCGUCCUUCCCACUGGCUCCCUUGUUCGCAUUACUGAACAACAUCAUUGAAAUACGUUUGGAUGCAAAGAAAUUUGUUACUGAGCUUAGAAGGCCAGUCGCAGUUAGAGCAAAAGAUAUAGGAAUAUGGUACAAUAUCCUCAGAGGUGUAGGAAAGCUUGCUGUGAUAAUAAAUGCAUUUGUGAUCUCAUUCACAUCUGACUUCAUUCCACGCCUCGUGUACCUGUAUAUGUACAGUGAAAGUGGCACCAUGCAUGGCUUCGUGAACCAUACGCUAUCCUAUUUUAAUGUCAGCGAUUUUCAAGGAGGAACAGCUCCAAAAGAUCCUAUGGAGCUUGGCUACCCAAUCCAAAUAUGCAGAUACAAAGACUACAGAGAGCCUCCAUGGUCUGAAAAUAAAUAUGACAUUGCAAAGGAUUUCUGGGCUGUACUAGCAGCAAGAUUAGCAUUUGUAAUAGUGUUCCAGAACUUGGUCAUGUUUAUGAGUGAUUUUGUGGACUGGAUUAUACCUGACAUUCCCAAGGACAUCAGUCAGCAGAUUCAUAAGGAAAAAGUUCUGAUGGUGGAAGUCUUCAUGAAAGAAGAACAGGGAAAACUCCAACUACUAGAAACCUGGAUGGACAAGGAUAAAAGGAAAGGUGAAAACUGUAACAACCAUAGCCCAAGGUCGUCAAUGAGCCAUAGAGGGAGUGUGUCUUCCUGCCAUUCAUGCCAUGUCGAUGUGUAGAAGAGGAAAUAGUUUCACGCUGGGGGCAUUCCAUUCCUAAACAAGCCAUUACUUAAAUGAUAGGACUUGAUCCUGUAACAACCUGGUGCAUGUUUAAGCAUAUGCAACUAUUUUUGCUUAUAUCUAUGUGCAAAAAAAUUUCUUACCAAAUUGGAGGACCAGAUUCUGUUUCUUUCUUUCUU
Pogona vitticeps (central bearded dragon) is the source of this 3610-nucleotide messenger RNA. The record is from RefSeq and is a predicted model, not a curated record. Lineage: Eukaryota; Metazoa; Chordata; Lepidosauria; Squamata; Agamidae.